Molecule: messenger RNA, 732 nt
Organism: Menidia menidia (Atlantic silverside)
Lineage: Eukaryota; Metazoa; Chordata; Actinopteri; Atheriniformes; Atherinopsidae
Source: the annotation of a GenBank genome assembly
AUGGCUAAAAAUCCGUCCGAGGGGCCAAAGGAUGACCUGAGCCAGCUGACGGACGAGGAGCUGCUGCGGUGCAGCAAGGAGGACCUGGUCAGGAAGUUGAGGAGGGCCGACGGCGAGAAAAUGAACUUGAUGAUCGAGCACGGCAACAUGAUGAAGGACGUCAACCGGCGGCUGCAGGUGCACCUCCACGAGAUCCGGAGCCUGAAGGAGGUCAACCAGAAGCUGCAGGACGACAACCACGAGCUCCGGGAGCUCUGCUGCUUCCUGGACGACGACCGGCAGAAGGGCAAGAAGCUGUCCCGGGAGUGGCAGCGCUUCGGCCGCUACACGGCCAGCGCCAUGUGGAAGGAGGUGGGCGCCUACAUGAUGAAGCUCAAGGAGCUGGAGGCCAACCAGGAGAGCGUGCUGCGGGAGAACUCCGAGCUGAAGGAGAUCAUCCUCAUGCUGGACGAGGAGAGGAACGGGGCCGGCUCCAGGAGCUCCAUCGACAGCCAGUCCAGCCUGACCAACCUGAACGGGGGCACCGGGACGGUCAGGGACGUCGGGGACGGCAGCAGCACGUCCAGCACGGGCAGCGCCGGCAGCCCCGACCACCACAACCACGUCCACAAGCCCCCGGAGAGCGGCAAGGUGGGCGCCACCAUGAGGAGGUCCAUGGACGACCUGUCGGCGCCCCACCAUCACAGGAGCAUCCCCAACGGGCUCAACGGUGAGUCGCACGCCGCCGUCUGA